AUGGGGAGAUCGCUCUUGCACGGGGCCUUCGCGCUCGCGGCUCUCACCACACUGGCUGAUGCAUCUGCACAACCAAGUCCCAGGAGAACACAAGUCGGCCCGCCAAUUCUCCGGUCCCAAGUAACAACGCACCGUGGUGAUGAUGUCUCAGGCUGGGGCAAGUUUCGGCGGGCGAAUUUCAAAAGGCAAGACUCGACGCCCCUAGAGAACCAGCAGACCGGCACGUCGUAUACAAUCGACAUCGAGAUCGGCACGCCGCCCCAGGCCAUCACCCUCAUCAUCGAUACCGGGUCUACGGAGCUCUGGGUGAACCCAACCUGCGAGACAUCAGGGCAGUCAGACUAUUGCGAGUCGUUCUCACAGUUUGACUACACCUCGAGUUCGACAAUCAGCGAUACGGGUUACUCCAACCUGCUGGCUUAUGGCAAGGGCAACGUUACGAUCGAGUAUGUGACGGAUGUCGUUAGCAUCGGAUCCGCCAGCAUCACAGAUCAAAUUUUUGGUGUCGGUUUCGAGUCCUAUGAUAUACCACUGGGCAUCCUCGGCCUCGCGCCACCCACCGGUUCCGAGGAACUGUACACGUACGUCCUGGACAACAUGGUAGAACAGGGCCUGAUCGACAGUCGAGCCUUCAGUCUUGACCUUCGAGAUGUCGACAGCCCAGAUGGCUCUGUCAUUUUCGGCGGUGUGGACGCGGGCAAGUUCGUCGGCGAGCUGCAGAAGUGCCCCAUCCUCGACCCCUCGGACACACCCAGCGGUGCAGAUCGCUACUGGAUCUACCUCACUGGACUUGGGAUGACGAUCCCGAGCGGCGAGUCGGGGCUGAUUGCCGAAGGACAGCUACCGGUGUUCCUGGACAGCGGCGGCACGAUGACUCGGCUUCCCACUGAGGUUUUUGAAGCCGUCGGGUCUGCGUUCCCAGGCGCACAGUAUGACUCUGACUCUGGGUAUUUCAUUGUUGAUUGCGAUGUUGGCGACGACUCUGGCAGCGUGGACUUUGUCUUUGAUGAAAAGGUCAUUAGUGUUGCGUUCGACGACUUCAUCUGGCGCGUACCUAGCCUGGAUGACACUUGCGUUCUAGGGGUCCUUGCAGACGAUGACGAGCCCGUCCUGGGUGAUACAUUCCUGCGCGCAGCAUACGUAGUCUACGACCAAGACAAUCGUAACCUCCACCUAGCACAGGCUGCAAACUGCGGGACAAGCUUGGUCGCUAUCUCCACCGGCGUAGACGCAGUUCCAUCUGUGACUGGAGAGUGCACAGCUACAGCGGCCGCAGCUGUGCUUACUGGCUCGCUGACUGCAACGGAGGCCCCUUCGACCAUCACGAAAGGCCCUGGUGGGCUCUCUUCCGCUAUUGCGCCGGGCCCUGGGGCUACGCAAACCGGGGAGAGAGUGGCGAGCAGCCUGUGCUUGACGUGUAAGAACGCCGCGACAGGGACGGCAAGCCCUUCUAGGACAAGGAAUGCCAAUGCCGGUGCGAGGGAAACGGGCAGUCCGCUGGCUGCCGUUGGAGUGAUGGCUGUGGCUGCUUUGCUUGUUUAA
Diaporthe amygdali is the source of this 1542-nucleotide messenger RNA. RefSeq lists its product as uncharacterized. Gene Ontology annotation, molecular function: aspartic-type endopeptidase activity. The transcript is spliced from 3 exons. The coding region runs from base 1 to 1542 and encodes 513 amino acids. The record is from RefSeq and is a predicted model, not a curated record. NCBI's taxonomy places the organism in Eukaryota, Fungi, Ascomycota, Sordariomycetes, Diaporthales, Diaporthaceae. Gene Ontology annotation, biological process: proteolysis.